This is a messenger RNA of Dromiciops gliroides (monito del monte), 954 nucleotides long. RefSeq names its product intraflagellar transport-associated protein-like. NCBI's taxonomy places the organism in Eukaryota, Metazoa, Chordata, Mammalia, Microbiotheria, Microbiotheriidae. Gene Ontology annotation, cellular component: cytosol; 9+0 non-motile cilium. The record is from RefSeq and is a predicted model, not a curated record. Gene Ontology annotation, molecular function: intraciliary transport particle A binding. Gene Ontology annotation, biological process: acrosome reaction; spermatogenesis.
AUGUCCAAAAAGCCUGAGAAGAUAGGCUGGGGCCAGGUUACCUCGAUGUUUAAAAGUCAAAUAGUGGCAUUUGUGAUUGAUCAUAGCAGUAAUAGGAAGCUACUAAAGUUGAUGGAGUAUGGAAAUCACAUGGGUGAUUAUGGUGUGUUCAAGAGGACUGGCACCUCUAUUGUGAGGGCUGCUAAACCCUUUUUCAAGUGGUUUUCAACCUUUGGUGUUCACCUGAUUCACCCAACUCUUACCUAUGGCUCCAAGGAGCUAACCAAAAAAGAGGAAGAAGCUACUCAAGUAGAUAUAUCUGUUCGGUUGUUGAGAUUGGGGAUCGUGGAUGAAGACCAAUUAAUUGAACAAGCCCUAGAUCGGUUUAUUAAUUGUAACGAGCAGACAUAUGAAGAAUUUUUGAACACUUUCACUCAUCUUUCAAAAUAUCAUGAGGUAACUAAGAGCCAAACACCUGAAACAGAGGCUUCAGGAAACAUUUUUGCCACUCUAGUGUUUCCCUGUGGUCAGAAUAUCAGGAAUGAGUACCUUUCUCUCCAUCCUAUACCACAACCUCAAGAGGAAGAGGAAAUUGUCAUCGAUGAAGACCAGAAAAUUGUAAUUUCCAUUCAAGGUAACCUAAAUCAGAAAAAAAAGGUGAAGGUAGAUAAUUUCCUAGAUUUGGAAGAUUUUGACACGGAUGAAGAAACUGACCAUAAGUUGAACCCGGAGCUGCUGCUGCUGCUUCCAGGAAAGGUAGAAGAGGACUUAUGUUCCUCUCUUUCAGGCUGUAUUCCUUCUCUUGAGCAUCAUUCUCACCUGAAACCAAAGACCUGGUCAAAAGAACAACCCGAAUUCAGGCACUUGAAGGAGAUACCUGUGGAUGAAGUUCAGAUAUUCUUACUUGAUAAAGAAUUUGACUAUGACAGUGUGAUGCUAACCCCCAAGUUCUGUAACUCAGCCAAGGAAGACUGA